UUAUAAUAGCUGGCACCGUCCUUACUGUCUUACCCAACUCUAACUUUCCUCCUCCAUUUUCUCCCGAUCCCAAAAACUCUCAAUCAACCGAAUUCAAAUUUCAAAAUCAAAUCCCAAAUCUCAAUCCUUCUCUAGUCUCCAACCAUGGCAGCAUCAUCAGCAAGAGAUGAGAAUGUUUACAUGGCGAAACUCGCUGAACAAGCUGAACGUUACGAAGAAAUGGUGGAAUUCAUGGAGAAAGUCGUUUCCGCUGCUUCUGAAGGCGAAGAACUUACUGUUGAAGAACGCAACCUUCUUUCUGUUGCAUACAAAAAUGUAAUUGGUGCUCGCCGUGCUUCUUGGAGGAUCGUUUCAUCGAUCGAGCAAAAAGAAGAAAGUCGUGGAAACGAAGAUCAUGUUUCAACCAUUAGAGGUUACAGAUCUAAGAUUGAAUCUGAACUUUCUAAUAUUUGUGACGGUAUUCUCAAAUUGCUUGAUUCUAAGCUUGUUCCUGCUGCUUCAAAUGCCGAUUCAAAGGUGUUUUAUCUUAAGAUGAAAGGUGAUUACUAUCGUUAUUUGGCUGAGUUUAAGACUGGAUCUGAGAGAAAAGAAGCUGCUGAGAAUACUCUCACUGCUUACAAAUCUGCUCAGGAUAUUGCAAAUGCUGACUUGCCUCCAACCCAUCCCAUCCGGCUUGGUCUUGCACUCAACUUCUCAGUUUUCUACUAUGAGAUUCUCAACUCUCCUGAUCGUGCCUGCAACCUGGCUAAACAGGCCUUUGAUGAAGCGAUUGCCGAGUUGGACACCCUAGGGGAAGACUCCUACAAAGACAGUACUCUGAUCAUGCAGCUUCUCCGGGAUAACCUGACUUUGUGGACUUCUGACAUGCAGGAGGAUGGAGCUGAUGAGAUCAAAGAAGCGUCCAGCAAGCAGGAAGAAGAAAAGUGAGAGCUGGUUGUUUAGAACUAGGUUUUAGGAUUGAAAUGGUUAAUUUUAAAGUUGAGGGUGCUGCUGAAUUAUUUGACAGUUCCUAGCUGUUAUCUUGAUUCUAAGUAUUAUUAGACUAAAACUUAUUUUUCAUGAAUAUCUCAAAUGGCAUGAUGCAUUGAUGCUUACUUCACUA
Messenger RNA from Amaranthus tricolor (Joseph's coat), 1102 nucleotides. Its product is annotated as 14-3-3-like protein. Gene Ontology annotation, biological process: signal transduction. Bases 145 to 927 code for a protein of 260 amino acids. Gene Ontology annotation, cellular component: cytoplasm. The transcript is spliced from 4 exons. Lineage: Eukaryota; Viridiplantae; Streptophyta; Magnoliopsida; Caryophyllales; Amaranthaceae. The record is from RefSeq and is a predicted model, not a curated record.